AUGAUGUCCGGUCCUUGCCAGGAGUUGACUUUUGUUACAAACGUUGACAGGUUUGUAAGCAAAGAUGGGUGGCUAUUCCACUGGCAUCGGCGAAGGCUGAGUACUGGGUAGUAAGUUGUCGAGAGCACAAUAGCGCAGGCACAAGAGGAACGAGAAGACCCUUGAAGCUUGAAGCUUGAAGGCCUGCAGUGAGCGGCGCACACACGCUUCACAACUUUCCAUUUCUGGAUAUCCUCUGUAACCGCCACUGCGACAGGCGGUACCGUCAAGCAGGCUCGCUCAUUUACACUCACUUCCCUCGGUGUCCUCCAUUCUCAUCCAUCAUGUCGGUGUGUCCACCAUACGCACCGUUCUUUGGCUUUGCCGGAGUGGCAUCUUCGAUGAUAUUCAGCACUGUCGGAGCUGCGUAUGGCACCUCAAAAUCAGGCAUCGGUAUCGCGGGAUUGGGGUCGUUCAAGCCUGAGCUCAUCAUGAAGUCCCUAAUCCCCGUCGUCAUGUCUGGUAUCAUUGCCGUCUAUGGGCUCGUAGUGUCCGUGCUCAUUGCAGGAGCGUUGACGCCGACCGACUACUCCCUAUACGCUGGCUUCAUCCACCUAGGUGCCGGGCUUUCAUGCGGUCUCACGGGCCUUGCAGCUGGGUAUGCGAUCGGCUAUGUUGGCGACUCGUGCGUGCGGGCGUACGUGUACGAGUCGAAGGUCUUCGUGUCCAUGGUGCUCAUCCUGAUUUUCGGAGAGGUGUUGGGGUUGUAUGGGUUGAUUGUCGCUCUGAUCAUGAAUUCGGCAGCGACAGAGGCAGGAUCGUGUACAUACUAACUAUCUCGAUGCUGUGCCAUGAUAUCCGGAAUACACUACACUCAACUAUGAACCAGCCUUGUCUGGUAAGGAGUGAAUAUACAAAUCGAGGGAUACGAACAGUUGCUUGAAGGACAUUCAGUCGUAGCGCCUCCUGACCCUGCUAGGGCUGCGGCUAUCGCUUUUAGCUCGAGGCUUCCUGCCUUUCCUUCCCCUCGAGCGACUGCGCGAAGAUGACAAGUCAGAGCCGGAACUGGAGUCCGAGUCUGAGCUUGAGUCUGAACCUGAGCUCGAGCUUGUGUCCGAGUCUGAAUCACUGUCGCUGUCGGACGCGUCAGACCCUGAGCUGGAUGCGGACCUUCAAGAGAUCAGUCAAUAC
Rhodofomes roseus is the source of this 1170-nucleotide messenger RNA. RefSeq lists its product as uncharacterized. NCBI's taxonomy places the organism in Eukaryota, Fungi, Basidiomycota, Agaricomycetes, Polyporales, Fomitopsidaceae. Bases 324 to 812 code for a protein of 162 amino acids. Gene Ontology annotation, biological process: proton transmembrane transport. The transcript is spliced from 7 exons. The record is from RefSeq and is a predicted model, not a curated record. Gene Ontology annotation, cellular component: proton-transporting V-type ATPase, V0 domain. Gene Ontology annotation, molecular function: proton-transporting ATPase activity, rotational mechanism.